UUGCAUCUGCGUCUGCAGUGAAGACAGUAUUUACCUGGUGAAUGGAGUGCUGGGAACAGUAGAGAAUCCAGCAAUGGCUACCGACAAGCCAAACCGGGUCGGGUUGGUUAUAUCCACCACACCCUUGAUUCGGGUUUUCCUCUCCGCUGCGUCAAAAGACUCGAGUCUUUCCGAUGAACUUCAACAAGCAUCCUCCGACCUGCUCCUCCAAUCGGAGGUGCCAUACGCCCCACUUCGUGCUGUGUGGAUGGCCUCUGAUCCAUCCACCAGACCCGACUUGACCCGACUCUUUUCGGGCACCCGUUUCAUCUUCUCCAGCCCUAAGCCCAGGGAGAAGAGUGAAGAAUUGAAAGCGAGACUGAGAAAGCUGGAAGAUUUAGCGGAGCGGAAAGCGUAUCAAGAACUCGUGAAGGAUAUUGCACCGCCUAAGGAUGUUCCGGAACCAUUUUCUUCUUACAAGGAUCAAUUAGGGUUUGGUGUACAUGUUGUGGUUACCAUGUUUACUGGCUAUCUUCUUGGAUAUGCUGCAUUUAGAGCCUUGUUUAAUCACAGUCCUGCCAUGAAUGCUGCUGGAGGAAUUCUGGGGUUGGUUGGUGCCAUGUUUGUUGAAACUUUCCUUUUCAUUAUUAGAAGUUCAAAUGCAGAAACCAACAGAACAAAAAAAUUCAGUCAAAAAUCAAGAUCGUCCUUUUCAACACCCAGUUCUACUAAGAAAAAUCAGUAGGAGUAUCAGGUUGGUUAUUUUACAGUUCUAAGAAAUAUCAUUGUUCUGAGAUCAUAAUUUAGAAGUGUGAUAAUUCAUGGCAAGCCCUUUUGUCUUCUAUGCAAAAUCGUGAGUAUUGUUGCCUCUGAAGAUCUUAAGUACAAACACUUGUAAAAAGUAGCCAAAUAGUAUGAGAACUAUGUUAGAUAUUGUAUUCUUUCCUCGUCUACUUUUAUUGGAUUUUUGUAUAUCUCAUAACAAAUAUUGUUAUGUAUUAUUAUUUACCUUUUUUAUUGUGGGAACCCUUACUUUCUGAAA
Vigna radiata var. radiata (mung bean) is the source of this 1021-nucleotide messenger RNA. RefSeq lists its product as uncharacterized. Bases 74 to 724 code for a protein of 216 amino acids. Gene Ontology annotation, cellular component: endomembrane system. The record is from RefSeq and is a predicted model, not a curated record. The transcript is spliced from 4 exons. Gene Ontology annotation, biological process: vacuolar proton-transporting V-type ATPase complex assembly. Lineage: Eukaryota; Viridiplantae; Streptophyta; Magnoliopsida; Fabales; Fabaceae.